AUAUCUUCCAUCCUACCCAACUAUCUUAAACCCAGAUCUUCUGUCUUCUAAACUUGACGCAACUCUGGACUAUCUCGACUGUCAAAUACGAAAGAAACUUAGCGAAACGAAACAUAGACUCAACAUGUCUCGACGCUGUUAUGUCGAGACCAGCCCCGAUGGACGUCCUCAGCUCGUAACCAUCAAGCGCUCGCGAUCUUACCACCACUCCCACCGCCAUCCAUGCGACUACUACAAAGUCAGCCGUGAAGAAUGGAGAACUCUCGUACGACAGAACGAACUUCUCGAUGAGGCCAACCAAGCAUACGCUUCCCAAAACGAAACCCUUCGAUCUCGACUCCACAGCUCUGAAGCAGAGACUCAUCGACUAUGCCACGUCGUCAUCCCCUCUCUCAACGACCAAAUCGCCAAACUCUCCCGCGAGAACGAGUGUCUUCGUCGUGCAGCCGAAAAACCCUGCGAUCCUCCAGUUCACACUUAUCACUUCGAGCUAGAGAAGCUGCGCACCAAGAUAUGCAGACUUGAAAGGGAGAACAAAACUCUACGAGAUGAUAAUGGAGAUCUUCGCUUUAGAGUGCGCGAGCUAUCUAAGCAGAUUGACCAGAGUCUCAGUCGCAGAGUUGCAGACUUGACUAAGCAGAUUGAGUACUGGACAAACCAAUCUGGAUUCUGGAAGAAGAAGUACGAUGAACUACGGGAGCGACAUCUUGGUCUGAUUACGAUUGUUGAGUCCAAGACUGAGAAGACGGAGUAUUACGAUGAUGUUUUGAAGCGGCGGCGCGUUUGUUAAUUUCUUAUUUGGUCCUUCUUUAUACCCUCAGAUGGUUUCGUUAUGAGCAUCAUGAUAUUAUUCAAAUAGAACAAUGGUCAAGGUCUAGACGGGCCCUUGAUCCCCCCUUUGUUAACACCGCCAUCAUCUGGCACUAUUCCCUUGCGCUAUUCUUUUCUUCCACAGAGACUUUCUUUUUUUCUUCUUCUUUGUUACUAAGUUGGAUAUACCCCUUUCUGAAUGAAAGUUAGGUUUCAGGUCAUACAAACUCAACGUAACCUAUAUCUUUUGCAAUGAUUACAUUCUACUAGAGGAGGAGGCAUGGCAAUACGUUGGACGGAGUUUGUUCAUACACAGAUAUCCUAUG
Messenger RNA from Fusarium redolens, 1136 nucleotides. RefSeq lists its product as uncharacterized. Bases 125 to 790 code for a protein of 221 amino acids. The transcript has 2 exons. The record is from RefSeq and is a predicted model, not a curated record. NCBI's taxonomy places the organism in Eukaryota, Fungi, Ascomycota, Sordariomycetes, Hypocreales, Nectriaceae.